AUCAUGACACGGCCGCUAUACUCGGACCUUGAGUUCUUCAGGCGCACCGAUCGAGGGGUGCACAUGCCACUGAGCCAGAGUUCUCAUGUCCACGAUCAAUAUGAGACUGGAAGCCACCUCAGCAGCCGCACUACGCCAUCAUCUGAGCCAGAUAGCAGAACGUCGACCGGCUCGAGGAAGCGUGUGCCUGUUGCUUGCGAACGAUGUCGAAAACGAAAAAUCAAGUGCAGUGGCAAUGAAGGCGAUAGUCAAGCUUGUGCCAACUGCAAGAACUCUGGGUUGGAAGACUCAUGUCGAUUUCUUCGAGCAAGUGCCCUCCUUGCCGUCCAAUCUGUUGAAACCACGCACCUUGGCUUUCCGCGGACCUAUGCACCCCGAUACUCUCCGUAUGGACUUCCGUCCCAUCAUCGCCUGAAUUACAUGUCUAUGCCGUCGAGAUGCUCUCCGCCCAGUACUCUACAAUAUCACUCUCUUCCUAGCAGCGUUGAGUACAGUCCGUACACUCAUCAAGCCACGAAUGUCGACUGGAGGCCGCCAUAUGUCGGACAUAUGAAUCCGUAUUCACCAUACCCUGACGACGAAGAGUCAAGUCCCCUCGUUACGCAACCUCCGUCCUACAUGCUCCCCAAUACAGAUCCCAUGGCGACCACCAACACCUUCUACAUGCACGGACAUGGAGUGAGACCACAUCCUAGUUCACUUUGGCCAGAGACUCAGCCCUGUGUGUCUCAGCCCAUUUCGCAGCUGACCGGCAUCCCCUACACUAUGCCUCAUGAGACUGCACAGUCCUUCCAAACAAUUGGAAUCGCUGGAAGCCUUCCUUCAGACCGUAUCUUACCACAACCCAUCACGGCACGUAGCUAUAUACCGACGCCAGCCAGCUCAAUUGAUAUACCUUUUUCCAACCCGGUUCAGCGAACGCAUAGCCUCUGGCACAACGAUACGGGGACGUCUGUUCACCAGCUACCGAAUCCAGCGGAGGCGAAUUCAAGGCAAGAGCAGAGCACUGGCAGGGAAAGUGUCUCCUACAGAUUACAAGACAUGACAUAUAACCAGGCGAACUUGAAUGAAGCACUUUCCGUGACUCCUGCAUCGGCCGGCAACUAUCUUGCAGUCGACGAGUCUCGGCGUUCUACAACGACAGCUCCACGGGAAGAUGCCACCUCUCAGCAGUCGGCCUUAGGUCUGAUCACGCCCGGGAGCCAGAAAUCAAACACGGAGACCUCCGACGUGACAUACAACUACAGUUCCAUGGGCAGCCACCUUUCACAAUUAGGCGGUGCAUCUGGCGAGCUCCGCCCAGGGGCGUUGUACUGCCAAACAACAAUGCUUCCACAACGAGAAGCUGGCUCUGAUGAUUGCAGUCCGGACUGCACCAGCUGUCAGACUGAGUCCACUCGAACGUCGUUCACGUCGAUGACCAGCACGUCCUCCGGUUGCUGA
Cladophialophora yegresii CBS 114405 is the source of this 1443-nucleotide messenger RNA. RefSeq lists its product as uncharacterized. Lineage: Eukaryota; Fungi; Ascomycota; Eurotiomycetes; Chaetothyriales; Herpotrichiellaceae. Gene Ontology annotation, molecular function: zinc ion binding; DNA-binding transcription factor activity, RNA polymerase II-specific. Gene Ontology annotation, biological process: regulation of DNA-templated transcription. The coding region runs from base 4 to 1443 and encodes 479 amino acids. The transcript is spliced from 3 exons. The record is from RefSeq and is a predicted model, not a curated record.